Molecule: messenger RNA, 2915 nt
Organism: Pan troglodytes (chimpanzee)
Lineage: Eukaryota; Metazoa; Chordata; Mammalia; Primates; Hominidae
Gene: TKTL1
Product: transketolase like 1
Exons: 13
Coding region: 2-1750 (582 amino acids)
Molecular function (GO): transketolase activity; thiamine pyrophosphate binding
Source: RefSeq, a predicted model, not a curated record
AAUGCACUGGGCAGCUCGCAGGCGCCAUUCGCUCUUCAGACGCCGGAGACGUAGGAGUGGGUCUUCAGACUCCAAAGGGGUUGGACUAAUGGCGGAUGCUGAGGCGAGGGCUAAGUUGCGGGAGGAGGCCAGACCCGACAGGGGCACCUUGCAGGUGUUGCAAGAUAUGGCCAGCCGCUUGCGAAUCCAUUCCAUCAGGGCCACAUGCUCCACGAGCUCCGGCCACCCUAUAUCAUGUAGCAGUUCUGCUGAGAUCAUGUCUGUGCUGUUCUUCUACAUCAUGAGGUACAAGCAGUCAGAUCCAGGGAAUCCGGACAACGACCGAUUUGUCCUCGCAAAGAGACUGUCGUUUGUGGAUGUGGCAACAGGAUGGCUCGGACAAGGACUGGGAGUUGCAUGUGGAAUGGCAUAUACUGGCAAGUACUUCGACAGGGCCAGCUACCGGGUGUUCUGCCUCAUGAGUGACGGCGAGUCCUCAGAAGGCUCUGUCUGGGAGGCAAUGGCCUUUGCUUCCUACUACAGUCUGGACAAUCUUGUGGCAAUCUUUGAUGUGAACCGCCUGGGACACAGUGGUGCAUUGCACGCCGAGCACUGCAUAGACAUCUAUCAGAGGCGCUGCGAAGCCUUUGGGUGGAACACUUAUGUGGUGGACGGCCGGGACGUGGAGGCACUGUGCCAGGUAUUCUGGCAGGCUUCUCAGGUGAAGCACAAGCCCACUGCUGUGGUGGCCAAGACCUUCAAGGGCCGGGGCACCCCAAGUAUUGAGGAUGCAGAAAGUUGGCAUGGAAAGCCAAUGCCGAGAGAAAGAGCAGAUGCCAUUAUCAAAUUAAUUGAGAGCCAGAUAGAGACCAGCAGGAAUCUUGACCCACAGCUCCCCAUUGAGGACUCACCUGAAGUCAACAUCACAGAUGUAAGGAUGACCUCUCCACCUGAUUACAGAGUUGGUGACAAGAUAGCUACUCGGAAAGCAUGCGGUCUGGCUCUGGCUAAGCUGGGCUACGCGAACAACAGAGUCGUUGUGCUGGAUGGUGACACCAAGUACUCUACUUUCUCUGAGAUAUUCAACAAGAAGUACCCUGAGCGCUUCAUCGAGUGCUUUAUGGCUGAACAAAACAUGGUGAGCGUGGCUCUGGGCUGUGCCUCCCGUGGACGGACCAUUGCUUUUGCUAGCACCUUUGCUGCCUUUCUGACUCGAGCAUUUGAUCACAUCCGGAUAGGAGGCCUCUCUGAGAGCAACAUCAACAUUAUUGGUUCCCACUGUGGGGUAUCUGUUGGUGACAAUGGUGCUUCCCAGAUGGCCCUGGAGGAUAUAGCCAUGUUCCGAACCAUUCCCAAGUGCACGAUCUUCUACCCAACUGAUGCCGUCUCCACGGAGCAUGCUGUUGCUCUGGCAGCCAAUGCCAAGGGGAUGUGCUUCAUUCGGACCACCCGACCAGAAACUAUGGUUAUUUACACCCCACAAGAACGCUUUGAGAUCGGACAGGCCAAGGUCCUCCGCCACUGUGUCAGUGACAAGGUCACAGUUAUUGGAGCUGGAAUUACUGUGUAUGAAGCCUUAGCAGCUGCUGAUGAGCUUUCGAAACAAGAUAUUUUUAUCCGUGUCAUCGACCUGUUUACCAUUAAACCUCUGGAUGUCGCCACCAUCAUCUCCAGUGCAAAAGCCACAGAGGGCCGGAUCAUUACAGUGGAGGAUCACUACCCGCAAGGUGGUUGUGUCAGAGAGACUAUUAGAGAUCUGAGGAGUCAGUAGCUUUACAUCACAAUAAUGCAAACAUCUAUGAGAACUGCUCUGUGAUCUGCUGAGAAUUCUAAGCUGGUCAGUCUGUGCUUGCAGAGUUCAGCCGAUUAGGCCCGAGAGGAGAACAGCGGUUCUCAUUUUACCCUCCUCUGUUUUUCGCGUGAUGACCCGAGGCCUGGGAGAUACUGAGCCAGACCUGCCUCCAACUCCUUCCUUCCACAUGCAUCACACUCCACACACCACACACCACACACCACGGGGAAUCUCCAAAGGGCAGGAGUGGGAGGGAGUGCAGCAAAGCCGAGAAAGGGCUCAGGCUCUGGAGCCCAACUUCAUGAGUCACAUUUCCCUCCUGUUUUUGUCUGAAAAUGGGGGUAACACUGGCACCAACAUCCUAGGGCUGCUGUGAGGAGGGGGUGGAUGCUCCCAGCCAUUGCUGACAAUGAUGUGAUUGGGGAUCUUUGAGGAUUCCACCCCGGAACCCUGACAGGUCCAGCCUUACUCUUUGACCUGCCCACUGACUCUAUUCUCCAUGACGGUGGCCAGUGCUGUCAUCGUGAGGCUGUGGGCCCCACUUCAGCUUUACCUCCAAAAGUCCUGUGGCAGAAUCCUGGGGUGACGUGUCCCCUCUAGGGAAGGUAGGUUGUCUCUGCCAGGAUCCCAGCAGUAUGACCGCACUAAGGAGGCAAGGUGAUCUAUCAGCCAGGGCUCACAGAGACCUGAGCCUUUUCCCCGUGCCUGUGGGCAGGCAGGCCGUGCUGGAGGGUGCUCAGGGCACCUGCUGGGAGGCAGGCAGAUUCCUUCUCACCUGCUCACGCAGACCCAGGCUGACAUGGACCUGCUAUCCCUGAGCUCCCUGUGCUGAGGCAGGGCUCACCCCAUCUUUCCUUUAUCCCGGAAGUAACCCUGCAAAAACACUGGGUUGAGCUGAGGGGUUCCAUUCGGCACACUCACCUGAAGGCACAAGGCCUCCUGUCCCAGAGGCCAUCAAGACCAAGUGCAGCAAGCUGCUUCUGCACGGCCCCAGCGUCAGGUCCUGCUUAGGCCUGUUUUUUUGGUUGUUUCUAUUUUUUUCUCUGUAUUUAGAGAUGGGGUCUCACCUCGUUGCCCAGGCUGGUCUCCAGUGAUCCUCCUGCCUCAGCCUCCAAAAAUUCUUGGAUUACAGGUGUGAUCCACC